AUGGGGAAGGACCAGGAGCUGCUCCAGGCCGUGAAGACCGAGGACUUGCUGACAGCUCAGCGGCUUCUACAGAGACCUCGGCCAGGGAAAGCCAAGCUCCUCGGAGCAGCAAAGCGAGUGAACGUCAACAUCCAGGAUGCAGACGGGUUGGCACCGCUGCACUUUGCCGCUCUGGGUGGUAACAAGGAGCUGAUCUCUCUGCUGCUCGAGGCCCAGGCAGCAGUGGAUAUUAAAGACCACAAAGGGAUGCGUCCUCUGCACUACGCCGCAUGGCAGGGGAAGACUGAGCCAAUGAAAAUGCUGCUGAAGGCGGGCUCCUCCGUCAACGGGCAGUCGGACGAAGGCCAGAUCCCCCUCCACCUGUCGGCGCAGCACGGACACUAUGACGGGUCGGAGAUGUUGCUGCAGCACCAGUCCAACCCGUGCAUCUCAGACUCAGCUAGUAAAACCCCGUUGGACCUCGCCUGUGAAUUCGGUCGUGUCGGAGUGGUCCAGCUCCUGCUCAGCAGCAACAUGUGUGCGGCCAUGUUGGAACCCAAACCCUGCGACCCCAACGGAGUGUCGCCUCUUCAUCUCGCCGCCAAGAACGGACACAUCGAUGUCAUCCGGUUGCUGAUUCAAGCCGGUAUCGAUAUCAACAGACAGUCAGAGUCUGGCACAGCGCUGCAUCAGGCGUCCCUCUGUGGGAAGACGGAGGUAGUGCGCCUGCUGCUGGAUAGUGGCAUCAGUGCAGGGGUGAGGAACACUCUGAGUCAGACCGCCCUGGACAUCGUGAACCAGUUCACCACCACGCAGGCCAGCCGAGAGAUCAAACAACUGCUGAGAGAUGCCUCGGCGGCGAUGCAGGUGCGUGCGUUGAAGGAUUACUGCAACAACUACGACCUCACCAGCCUCAACAUCAAAGCUGGAGACAUCAUCACGGUUUUGGAGCAGCACGCCGACGGCCGGUGGAAAGGCUGUAUUCAUGACAACCGCACAGGAAAUGACCGCGUGGGCUACUUCCCCUCCGACAUGGUGGAAGUCGUCAAGAGGGCAGGUCACUCCCCCUCCCAGCAGUGCCACACCCUCCUGCUCCGCAGGCCCAACCCCUGUCCCAUUGCCACCAACGGACAUUCAUACCCCCCCUCCAAAGUCCUCCCCCUGCAUCUGGCUCCCCCUCCUCCCCUUCACCCCAACACACUGCCCCUCCCUCGCUUCUCCUCCUUUGGGUACGUUCCUCUUCCCAUCUCUCCUCCUUCGCUGUCUACUCCUGCUCUGUCCACUCCUCCUCCUCCUCCUCCUCCUCCUCCUCCUCCCCCUCCUCUCUCCACUUCUCAGGAGCAGCAGAGUCAGACAGGUUCGCGGACUGCAGAGCUGAGUCCUCAGGGGUCUCCGACUCUGGGACAGCAGAGCAGCGCCAGUGAGGACAUUUGGGUGCUCCGCAAACCGCUGGGAGUCGGCGAUCGCAGUGGCAGUGUGGGCAGCAUCGGCAGCAUUCGGUCGACCAGCAGCUUGCAGAGCUCCGGGAACACACACGUCCUGACCACACCUGCUCCCAGUCCACACCCGGCCAACACGCCGGGGGUCAACACGCACGGGCUCAACGCUCCGGGUCUGCACGCACAGGCCGAAGGCGUGAAGCUGCUGGCCACCGUGCUCUCCCAGUCGGUCAAAGCCAAGGAGCAUCUCUUGGAGCAGUCGCAGUCCGUCGAGCAGUCAGCCAGCUCUUCCAGUUGCACAGUUCACGAACAGCGGUCCUUUGAGCGGAAGGCCGAAGAGGAUGAUGGGAAAAAGCAGGCAGUAGUGGCGUGGCUGGGUGAGUUUCAGCUGCAGUUCUACACCACCCACUUCCUCACCGCGGGAUAUGAUCUAGACACCAUUAGCCGCAUGACCCCUGAGGACCUCACGGGAAUCGGGGUCAUGAAGCCCGGACAUCGAAAGAAGUUAACGUCAGAGAUCAGCAAGCUGCCCUCCGCCGACUGGCUGCCAGAACACAAGCCUGCCAAUCUAGCAGACUGGCUGUCUCACCUGGGUCUCAGUCAGUACUACCAGGUUCUGGUGCAGAACGGGUACGAAAACAUCGACUUCAUCUCCGACAUCAGCCUCGAAGAUCUGCAAGAGAUCGGAAUUACUAAACUCGGCCAUCAGAAGAAGCUGAUGCUGGGAGUGAAGAGACUGAAGGAGCUCCAGAGGGGAGAGAGGAGCUCCGAGGCCCCCCAGAGCCCCUCCACCCCUCCACCCAGCCCAGGUGGCGGCGGCGCCGGCUCCGAGCCCAGGAAGGAGGAGAGGAAGCAGCGAGACGGGGCCCCGAGCCCGCUGGCUAAACCUCGCCCGGCUCUCACGCGCUCACAGACCCCGCCGCACACUCCCCAGCAGGCUUCCCCGAGGCCUCGGCCGCGCCCCUCCACCACCCAGAUGGCGGCGUCGCCGCCGGCAGAUCCGUUGUCGGUGCCGCUGCUGCGCCUGCCCAGUGUGGAGGAGGAGCGACGGAGGACUCACAGUCUAAUUGGCUCGGAGUCAGACUCCAGAUACGCCACCGUGUGCCGCAGCAGCUCCACGCACGCCGCCCCUAAUGAUGUCACGGUCAACCGCAGCCAAUCGUCCGUCAGCCUCCGACCCCGACGGAAAGGUCGACCCCCGACGCCGCCCAAACGGUCCUGUUCUUCCAUUACCGGGGGCGACGGGGAGGGGGAGGGGCAGGCGGAGGGGCUGCUGGGCCCGCCGACCUAUCGAGAGCGGCGAGCCAGCGACUGCGGCGGCCUGGGGUCGGCGUUGAGGUCUCAGGCCUCAGCGGGCCUGGAGAGAUCAGAGGGGGCUUCUGGGAGCGUGCGCAGCCUCGCCGCCAUGCUGGAAACAUCCAUCGUGGGAGGAGCCAAAACCUUGCCCAAGAAUCUGGGAGGCAGCAUCAACUACCUACAGGUGAGUCCGCCCGUACUCCGGCGGCAGCCCGGUGCAGGCGGUUUUGGAUCCGAGGAGGACGACGUCUUAAGUCGCCAUCGGACCAUCAGCGGACCGGAAGGCCUGGCGGGCGAUCAGAUCGACCCGUUACCACGGCAACCAGCCCAGCAGCGUCCAGAGCCUCGGCCCCGCUCCACCGCGGCGUCAGAGAUCACAGACGGCACGGCGACGCUCCGAAAGAGACCGCGUCCGCCGCCGACGGACUCCGAGGCGCCUCCGCCCGCGGACGCCAACAGCGCCGUUACCACGCCGACGGGCUCCGACGCCACACGCAGGAGACAGAGCCCCGCCGACCACACAGAGGGCGUCGUUCGAAUCGAUAACCAAUCGGGCUCUCCCGGCAGCCAAACGGACGGCGGCCAGAAUAACGGCUGCGACCCGCUGCAGCAGAACGGGGGCGUGGUCCUGAGGCGGAGGCCGCCGUCCGAGGCCUCCGAUAGGACGGAGGCCAACAGAGACAGCUGUGAGUGGAUGGAGGCCAGGAAGUCUCUGAAGCCGCCGGUGUCACCCAAACCGUCCGCGGUCACCGCGAGGAAGGCACAAGCUGACCCCCCGACCCCAACUCACAGGGUCCCCAUACCCGGGCCUGACUUUACCGAAAUGGCACAGAGCCCUGAGGCGAAGCCGGCUCCUCCCGUAUCCCCGAAGCCCCGCGGGCCCCCAACAGCCCCCAAGCCGGGCAAAGCCACCGUGGGGUCGGCGGCCAUGAGCCCGAGUCCUGCAGCCACCAGCCCGGCGGCGUGCAGCCCCACCCCGGCCACGAAGCCCUCCCCGCCGCUCUCCUCCGGCGCCCUUCCAGCUCCUGACGCCUCCUCCUCCGCUCCCUCCCUCUCUCCGGGACUCCCCCUGACUUCUCCCUCUCCGGCCCAGAGUCCCUCCACGCCCUCUCCGCACCCCGUCAAACCGCCCCGCUCGUCCAUCGCUGGACUCUCCAUCGACCUGCUGGGAGCCCGGGAGGUGGAGGAGGAGGAGGAGGAGGAGGAAGAGGAGAGGAGGAGAGAGAGGGAGCACAAGAGGCACAAGGAGCAGAAGCAGCAGGAGGAGGAGGAGAGGAAGAAAGCAGAGGAUGAGAAUCCGAGGGAGCUGGAGAGUGAAGUCGAGGAGGUAGAGCAGGGGGAGGAGGUGCAGCCUCGUGUGGAGGAGACCAGCGCCUCCUUGGCUGCAGCUGUUGAACAUCAAAUCAAAAAGGAGGACGCACAAAAUGACAAAAAGGCCAACGUGUCCAUCUUGGACGACAUCGGCAGCAUGUUCGACGACUUGGCCGACCAACUGGACGCGAUGCUCGACUGAUGCCCCGCCCUUACGGCUCAUCGCCAACAAGCCCCGCCCCCUGCUCCCACCACGUGUAGGUGUAUCAAGAAAACUCUCCCGAGGCUCGACGCUGGCGCUCUGAGAGAGAGAGUGUGUGUGUGUGUGUGUGUGUGUGUGUGUGUGUUUGGGAGCGUGUGCCCUCCCGCGUGAGCGCUUCUCAUGUAGCCUUGUACAGUAUUACCGAGGAGUGAGUCCUCUUCGUCCGGCCGCAGUAGCUCGAGAACGCCUCCCUACGCUAGGAGGCCGCUCCCACACAACCUUUGACCUCUGCAGCCCCAGCGAGUCGCCAGCCUGGACCCAGAGGAAGCACAAUCGUUCUCUUCGUCCUUUUAUCUCCACGGACUCUGACAGAGACGCCAACUCGGUCAGAAAAGGGAGGCGCAAACAGAUGAGCAUAUUGCUUGCAAAUUAAAUUAAAUAAAAAAAUAAGCACACAAACUGACAGACAGGCAGACGGAUAGAUAGCGAUGUAAACGGAUAGAUAGACGGAUGAGAUGCUGGAGAGAGUUUUUAAAAGGACAUUAAAAGACAGGCCGCUUUCUGAGUCUGCCCCACUCCCGGAUGAAUCGUAGCCUCUCUUCUGUAUGAGUGGAGGACUGCGGUUAGCCGGACUUCCUGACAUGCGUGUCGUCUCUCUUCAUGUUGUUGUCGUCGUUGCUGCUGCUGUUGUUAUCGUUGCCGUUGUCGUCGUUACGAGUGUGUGUAGUCCCCGCUGAUGCUCAUGUCAAUGUCCUCCCACUCGUACAGUAGUUACUCUAAUGAUCAGAACGACAAUAUAGAUGGGUGUCCACGGAUUUUGAGACACUCGCAUACACACAAACACACACACACACACACACACACAUGCUAACGCGCACCCACACUACAUUUGGUUUGAUCUUGCUGGUGUUCUGCUUUGUUGGUGUUUCGCUCCAUCUAUGGAGGUUUGCUUGGAAAUGAAUCUUCACAUUAACACACACAUUUACAUGCAAUUACACACACACAUAUACAUACAUAUAUAUGUACACACAAGCACACUUAUGCGGUGUAUCCUUUUGUCCUGCUGCAGUGAACAGUGUUUUUAAAAGAUAAUCCUAUAUUUCAAUGCUUUAAAUCGUACAUCCGGUAUACAUAGAGUUUAUAAUAUACCCGGGUAUUUCAGCUGUUAGAGCUCCCUCUAGUGUUGGUUAGUGAAACUGCCUCUAAUCUGCCCACCUUCUAUCUCGUCUCCCCUCCGUUGUAUCUCCCUCCGUGUCCGUUCUGUUAACUCUGCAUCUCUCUGUGCCUUGGUAGUGUUUGUUCAUUUAUUCAAAAUAUUUUUUUUAUUUUGAUUUAAUUUUUUUCCCUUCAAACAUCUGUAAUGGGUUUUUUUCUGGUUCCUGAUGAAAUCUCGCUCCUUAUGUGUCUGUUAUGUCCAACGUAGCUUAUUGGAUUGAGUUGUGAGUUCAAUGUGAUCCCCUAAAAUCAAUCACCCUGUCUGCAGUCCUCCUGUAACCAUUGAUUAACCUUGUCCGAGCACAUAGAAGCCCCCCCCCCCCUCCCUUCUGUAAACUGUAAUAAAUUGGCUGGCCUCCCCAGUUUCCAGUAGUCCCCCAUGUAGGCCAGGCAGUGGAUCAACCAUGAGUGUUCAUCCCAACGAAGAGUCCAAUUGUAUUUUUAUGCUCUUUAAAAACAAAGAUAUAUUUGAGAGACAGGUGGUUCUAUGUGAAUAAUAAUAAUGAUUAUAGACAUUGAAUUGAGGUGAGCUGAUUGACCCUGUACAUGUAUGGUUGAGUUCUGAAUGUGUUGUGACGGCUGUUGUGCCAUGGUUUGGGUUUAGGUUGUGUUUCUGCUGUGACGAUGCAUUCCUGUACAGCUGUGAUCGGAAUAAAUGGAUAAAGUAAACCUUA
This is a messenger RNA of Pseudoliparis swirei, 6116 nucleotides long. Its product is annotated as caskin-1. Lineage: Eukaryota; Metazoa; Chordata; Actinopteri; Perciformes; Liparidae. The coding region runs from base 1 to 4227 and encodes 1408 amino acids. The record is from RefSeq and is a predicted model, not a curated record. Gene Ontology annotation, molecular function: protein binding. The transcript has 22 exons.